UUUAUGCGCCUGUCUGGCACCCGGAGGGAUCUGGGUUUGGGACUGGUCUAGGCUCAUCCGUAGUCUUCCCGGCCCUGUCCUUCUGUGUGGCCGAGAGGCUACCACUCUAACACGCCGUUUCCCGUGUUUGAAGAAAGUGGCGUGUCUGCAAUCCACUGUAUCUAAGCCGGGGCGUGAUGUCCCUGUUCCCUAGAGGCUCUGCCUUGACUCCCAGGCCGUGGAGCCCUGUCACAGAGGCCCCUUCCUGCACGCCAGGCAGGCAGGGAAGCCUCGGGCGGGCGAGAGGGCUGCUGGGAGUGGAGAAAGCGAGGAGAGCAAGGCGGGAGGCCCCUGUUGCAUCUCCUGGGCCCCUCCCGCCCCCGCCUCCAGUGUGGUCCCGGAACAGCAAGCCCGUGCACACCACCAUCCUGAACCCCCACAUCCACCUGAUGGGUGACGAGUCGGCCUGCAUCGCCUACAUCCGCAUCACGCAGUACCUGGACGCCAGCGGCAUCCCCCGCACCGCCCAGUCCGAGGAGACCCGCGUGUGGCACCGCCGGGACGGCAAAUGGCAGAUCGUCCACUUCCACAGAUCCGGGGCGCCCUCCGUCCUGCCCCACUGAAGCCCCAGGCCGGGGCCACUGCGUUGCUGUGCCGCGGAGACCCACUCUUUGUCCGUGGAAUGUGGCUGCUGGUUCUCCCACUUGGAUGUGGCUGGAAUUCCCCCGUCGUGUCCCCCCCACCACCGUCAGCUCUGUACCCGCAUCGAGAAAACCUGCUUGUUCAGAAAAGCCAUCACAACUUCAAAGCAAAUGGCCAAAUUUCCCACCCCCUACCUCUCGCUCUCCUCUCUCUCCCCUGCCAGGCCGGGGCCUCCUGGGGCCUGGGUGCCGGCCCCUCCUCCUCCGCUGCUGCAGGCUGGAGUGCCAGCCGCUGGGGAGAAGGAGGGGCGAGGGGGCGAGGAGCAGGGUGUCCACCCGUCCCUCUCACGGCUCUCUCCUCUUCUGGGGUCCCCCAAGGAAGGGUAGGUGAACCCCCAGCCCCCCGAGGGAGAGGGUGAGAGAGGAGCAGACGCCAGGAGCCUCCUGCCUCAAACGGCUUCCCCCUCCUGUGCUGGCCUCACGGUGGUCCGCAGACCCUUCCCUCAGCGUGGGGGGCGCCCCCCUCUCAGGGGCCCCGCUGCUUCCUCCCGGUGAAGUCCUUCUCCAGCAGUUAGCCUGCCCGCCCUGCCCUUCUGUCACCCCGAGAAUUCCAGCUUCGUCUUAUCUCAGAGAGGAAAUCUCAUUGUCUGGCGGGGGCAAAAGAAAGCAACUUAGGUGUCACUUCUACUCGGACCGCAUGCCUUUUUAUAGCCAAACUCCUGUGUAUUUCGUAAACGAAUUUCUUGUUAAUGGAUAUUUAUGUAAUAACUAGACCUCUCAAAUUAUUGUGAGAACGGUUGGGCUCGGAAGCGGGGUAGGAAGAGGGGUGAGGGGUGGUUUUUUUCUGUUCUAGAUUAUUUCUUUUGUUUGUUUGGUCAUCUCUGAGGUGGACCUUGUCACCUGUGGUUAUCUGGGGCCCAGGUGGACUCGGCCCCAGGGAGAAGGGCCUCUCUGCCAUUUCGGCGCCAAGGUAAGCUGACGCAGGCGUUCCUUUCGGGACUGUGGAAGCAUCAGAUGGCAGCACCGGCCAGGAAACAGCAAGGCAGGGCAGAGAGGCGGAAGGAGCCUGUCGGGAUGGAAACAUCUGGACUUUUCUUUGCUUCCCUCCCACGCUGGGGACCUCACUACCGCACUUCCCAGGAUCUCAUGUCACCUUAUCUGUGUGCCGCCCCCAACGCCCCCGCCCACCUCUAGGGGGCCCGUGAGCAUUUGUCUUCAUCGCCUCUCUCCCCGUGGCAUCGGGUGGCUGAAGCAGAACACUGGGAUUUCUACUCCUCACGCCUCAUCCCUCGGCCUCGGGUUUGCACUCUCUCUCUUUCUUUUCCUCUCGCCCUCUUCCCCUGGGAUUGACUCUGAUGUGGAAUACCUUGGCACAUCCACUAGGAUCUACUGUCUGCACUGUUUUCUUUGCAUGACUUUAUAUGCAGUAAGUAUGUUGAAAAAAAAAAAAACAAAAAGAAGAAAAACACUCAACAAAACCAAUCUACAUGUUUUGAACAAAAAGAAAAAAAAUAGAGGUUGUAUUCUCAGUGUCCAACUCGGAAUUAUGUUGCUGCCUCUCUGUGCUUUUGGCCUCUGUGUGGCCGUGUUUUGCCAGCAUGAGAUACUGUCUCCUCUGGAGGAUUUUAGGGGAGGAAGAGCCACAUCCCCGGGGAUUUGGAGGAGGCUCUGGUACCCCCAACCCUCCUGGGUGUUCUUGGUUGGAGCAGAACCGGUGAGGAUGUUUGAUCCAGGACUUUCUGAGUUUUCCCCGAUCAUGAGCUGUCUGCUGGGCUCAAGUCCCGCUGCCCGGACCCCGUUGAGACGGGCUGGGUGGGGGCUACAGGCCAGGAAAGAAGCUGUCCUGGCCUCCUGGUUUCCAAGCUGGUCCAUCACUGGCCUCUGUUCUCGGCUCAGACCUUGCCCAGAGGGCUUCCCAGGAAGGCCCAGUGAUCCCAUUGUACCAGCAGCAAAACCACCUGUCCCCCUCAUGAGCUGCCAGUUCCCUACAGCCAUCCCUGGCCAAAGGUGAAGGCGCCUUCGCCAGGGGAUGCUAAAAUCACCGAGGCAAGGUCUGAGCCCUUCUUUAGCCUCAGUUUCCCCAUCGGUUAAAAGGGUUAAAUGCUCUGAUCUGGCCGAUGGAGGAUCAGACCUAGGGUGAUGCGAAGCCCAAUGUACCUGUGAGAACUAGCGGGCUUAGCCCCCGGCAGGACUCCUCCUGUUUACUUCUGGACCUGGCCAGUCUCCCUCCCCUCUCCCACCUGCCCUUCAUCCCCCUCUUUGGUGCCUGUCAACUGCUUAUCAGCAGUGGACUGCAGGGGAGAGAGAGCAGUAGUUUGGGGGUUAGCAGGCUUCAAUUCCCAGCUCUGACCACACCUGCUGUGUGACCUUGGGCAAGUCCUCUCCCCUCUCUGGGCCUUGGUUUCCCAAGCAGAGGAAACUGAGCUGGAGGACGCCAAGGUCCUGCCUUUCAUUGGCUGACACACCUCCGGUCCACCGUGCCCCUCUCCAAGUGCUGGAGAAGUGGAGGCACGUCCCUACCCCAGGUUCCGAUGGCCCCCACUGGGAAGGCCGCGCCUGUGGGUGGGCAGCGCCCUGGUGCAGAUCACAGGGCACCAGGGCUGAUCCUGAGGCAGCAGGCAGGGGACACUGGCAGAAAAAGCUGCCCAGAGCCCACCCUCAGCAGACAAACUCCGUGCUCCUGCAAACAUCCUGUAGAUGCAAAAAAAUCCAAACCCAAGUCAAAACCUAGGCUCCAGCAUGCAAGUUCGUUUACAGGAAAGCAUUCUCCCGGGUUUGUGCCCACCACAGUGCAAACCCUGACCUGUGGCCUCCUGUCUCCCUUCAAAGGGAGACCCUUUGGGGGGAUGUGUUCGCCAGACUCCCCAUGCUGGUUUCUUUGUUACUAUUUGUUUGGGGUUUUGUUUCAGUUCUUUUUCUUUUCUUUUCCUUUUUUAAAAAUAUGUGGCUGUGAACUUGAAUGACCACUGCUCAAACUUUCUGCUAUUGGGGGAGGGGGGCGGGAAGGGAAGAAGGGGCGUCUGUUUUAUUCCUGGUGUUUUCAGUGCAAUAAAUAGCUACAAACUUCUGUGCA
This is a messenger RNA of Microcebus murinus (gray mouse lemur), 3693 nucleotides long. The record is from RefSeq and is a predicted model, not a curated record. NCBI's taxonomy places the organism in Eukaryota, Metazoa, Chordata, Mammalia, Primates, Cheirogaleidae.